Hirundo rustica (Barn swallow) is the source of this 1264-nucleotide messenger RNA. It is a transcript of the gene PRDX6, whose product is annotated as peroxiredoxin 6. The transcript has 5 exons. Gene Ontology annotation, molecular function: peroxiredoxin activity. Lineage: Eukaryota; Metazoa; Chordata; Aves; Passeriformes; Hirundinidae. Gene Ontology annotation, biological process: cell redox homeostasis; cellular oxidant detoxification. The coding region runs from base 101 to 775 and encodes 224 amino acids. The record is from RefSeq and is a predicted model, not a curated record. Gene Ontology annotation, cellular component: cytosol; mitochondrion.
GCGGCGGCGCGCAGGCGCAGAGCGGGCGGCGGCGGCUCCGGGAGCAGCGUCGGGAGUUGCUCCGGGAAUUGUAUCGGGAAUUGCACCGGGAGCUGCAGUCAUGCCGGGACUUCUGCUGGGGGAUGAGGCGCCCAACUUCGAGGCGGAGACCACGCAGGGCCGCAUCCGCUUCCACGACUUCCUGGGAGACUCGUGGGGCAUCCUGUUCUCCCACCCUCGGGACUUCACCCCGGUGUGCACCACGGAGCUGGGCCGGGCGGCCAAGCUGGCGCCCGAGUUCAGCAAGCGCAACGUGAAGAUGAUCGCGCUCUCCAUCGACAGCGUGCAGGACCACCUCUCCUGGUGCAAGGACAUCAACGCCUACAAUGGGGAGCAACCCACAGAGAAGCUGCCCUUCCCCAUCAUUGCUGACAAGAACCGGGAGCUGGCCGUCAAGCUGGGCAUGCUGGACCCAGACGAGCUGGACAAGGAUGGGAUGCCCCUGACCGCUCGUGUGGUGUUCAUUUUUGGCCCGGAUAAGAAGCUGAAACUCUCUAUCCUGUACCCAGCCACCACCGGGAGAAACUUUGACGAGAUCCUGAGAGUGGUGGACUCCCUGCAGCUCACAGCAUACAAGAAGGUCGCUACCCCUGUGGACUGGAAGCCCGGUGACAGCGUCAUGGUCGUGCCCACCUUACCUGAUGAGGAAGCCAAGCAGCUCUUCCCCAAAGGAGUCUUCACCAAGGAGCUCCCGUCGGGCAAGAAGUACCUGCGCUACACCCCGCAGCCGGAGUGAGGGCUCUGUCUGUCCCUGCGUGCCGCUGGGAUGCCAGAGCCUCCCCGAGCCCAGCUCCCAUCCACAGCCUCGAACCGUCACUGCUGGGGCAGCACUAAACCCGCCCAGCCCUCCUGUCCCUUUCACGUCCCCUCAGAACUAAACCCCGGGUGUUUUCCUGCCUCGGGCCAGCCCUGCAAAGACGAGAUGAGCAGACCAGUGGGGCCUCUGUGGCUCCUGCUGUGGUGUCUCUCCCGUUUGGUCCCAGCCAUGCUUUCCCCAGAGGCGUGGUAAGAAGGGGUGUCCUGCUGGGACAGGGAGCUUUGGGGGCUCCAAGCUGCUGCGUGCCUUUCAGAGCAGCCAUCUAACCUUUGGUCCCGUGAGUAGCGGAGGAGCUGCAGAGCUAAAUCCCUCACUUCUUAACUGCUUUCUCAUCUCUUGCUGGAAGGUGAUUUGUUUCCAGGUCUUGUGGAAGAGGGAAUCAAGCGAAUAAACUGACCUUCAGUACUA